GUGUUAGUGUAUGAGAGAGGAUCCUCCGCGCCUCCAGACAAAGCUCAGCUAACAGGCUAACGGCUCUUUAGCUACACAAACACCCACAGAACCGGUUCCGACCGCAGGUCUGUACCGGCUGUCGGUAACGGCGGUACUUCCUCGUCGACCCACCAUCCUCUCGAGCUUGCACACCACCACGGCUGAUAUAUAUAUACAUAUAUAUAUAUAUAUUAUUUUAACGUGAUCUAGUAUUUGGUUGUGCGAUGGGAGUUUGCUUCCUCGGGGGAAACAUCGAGCAGAAGAAUCGACACCACCAACGUCACCUGGACUGAACACACACUAAGACACCUGUGUGCCCCCCCCCCCCACACACACACACACACACACACACACACACACACCCCUCAGGCCGCAGAGGGAGUUGUUUUUUCACCUUCAGGUCAAACACUGCCGUCCCACAGUGCAUUGCUGCGUCACCGUCGUCCACCAUGUCGGACGCCCCUGAGGCUGCGCCUCCCAGCCCCCCCACCGUUACCAACCCACAGCCCCCCGAGGUCACCAACCCCACCAAGCCCGGCAGAAAGACCAACCAGCUGCAGUACAUGCAGAAUGUGGUGGUGAAGACGCUGUGGAAGCAUCAGUUCGCCUGGCCAUUCUACCAACCGGUUGAUGCCAUCAAACUCUGCCUGGCAGACUAUCACAAGGUGAUCAAGAACCCGAUGGACAUGGGAACCAUCAAGAAACGACUGGAGAACAACUACUACUGGAGUGCCAGUGAAGCCAUGCAGGACUUCAACACCAUGUUUACCAACUGCUACAUCUACAACAAGCCCACAGACGACAUCGUCCUCAUGGCUCAGGCUCUGGAGAAAAUCUUCCUGCAGAAAGUCGCUCAAAUGCCUCAAGAGGAAGUCGCUCUGCUGCCCCCAGCCCCCAAAGGCAAGAGCAAGAGCAAACAGCCCGCCACCGCUACUACAGUGAGUCAGCAGGCGGAGUCCUCUGCCUCCCCUCCCCCCUCAUACCCGUCUCCCUCCCCCUCUCUGACACCUGUCAUCUCAGCAACGCCCACACCUGUCCAGACCACGCCCCCUGUCUCCGCCCCACAGCCCCCGGCAACCAUGAUGCCCUCUGCACAGCCCGUUGUCAAGAAGAAAGGCGUGAAGAGGAAAGCCGACACCACCACCCCCACCACGUCGGCCAUCUCUGCAGGUCGUGCUGACUCUCCGUCCGCGCAGGACACCAAACCGCCCAAGCUGGGCCUGUCCCGUCGCGAGGCCGCCGCCCGGCCCGCCAAAACCCGCAGGGAGACGGUAGAGGAGGUGGCGGGAGGCGAGGUGGGCGCUGUCGGUGGGGGGGCUGGACGGAGUAAGGGCGGGAAGCUGGGCGAGCAAAUGAAACACUGCGACGCCAUCCUGAAGGAAAUGCUCUCUAAGAAACACGCCGCCUACGCCUGGCCCUUCUACAAGCCGGUGGACGCAGAGGCGCUGGAGCUGCACGACUACCACGACAUCAUCAAACACCCCAUGGACCUCAGCACCGUCCGGAAAAAGAUGGAUAAAACAGAGUACAGUGAUCCUCAAAGUUUUGCGACGGACGUCAGGUUAAUGUUCUCCAACUGUUACAAAUACAACCCCCCGGACCACGAGGUGGUAGCCAUGGCCCGUAAGCUGCAGGACGUGUUCGAGAUGCGCUUCGCUAAGAUCCCAGAUGAGGGCCUGGACGCAUCGGUCCCCUCUACAACACCAUUGGUCAGUAAAAGCACCGCCUCUUCUGACAGCAGCAACAACUCCUCCUCCGACGAAUCGUCCGACUCAGAGGAGGAGCGAGCCACGCGAUUGGCUGAGCUACAGGAGCAGGUUGGUGCUGCCGACCAAUCACAGUUGAAGGCGGUGCACGAGCAGCUGGCGGUGUUGUCCCAGGCUCCAGUCAGCAAGCCAAAAAAGAAGAAAGAGAAGAAAGACAAGGACAAGAAGAAAGACAAAGGGAACAAGGGCAAGCUGGAAGAAGAGAAGAAGCCCAAGGCUGCCACUCAACAGCCAAAGCCAGCCAAUCAGAAGAAGGCUCCAGCCAGGAAAGCCAACAGCACGGUGACUGCCACAAGGCAACCGAAGAAAGGCAGUAAGGCAUCGGGCGGGGGGUCAGCGAAUGGAGACGACGGCGAGGAGUCGUCCCUGCCGAUGUCGUAUGACGAGAAGCGCCAGCUGAGUCUGGAUAUAAACCGGCUGCCGGGGGAGAAGCUGGGCCGCGUCGUCCACAUCAUCCAGUCCAGAGAGCCGUCGCUGAGGGACUCCAACCCCGACGAGAUCGAGAUCGACUUCGAAACCCUCAAACCCUCCACCCUCCGAGAGCUGGAGCGCUACGUCAAAUCCUGCCUUCAGAAGAAGCAGAGGAAGCUACUGCAGAAAGCAGCUGGAGGCGGGGCUUCGGGAGGCGGAGCUAGUCGUUUGAGUGGCAGCUCUUCUUCUUCCUCUGAUGACAGCUCCUCAACAGGAACCUCCUCUUCCUCCGACACAGACUGAAUACUCACACACACAUACACACACACACACAGAGGUUUAUCCACUGUACACAGGUAAAAAACACACACACCAAUCCUGAUCAAAGACAGAGAUACACACUCUGAACUUCUCAAAACACACAUCCAUAUAUAAAACACACAUACACACACACGCCCAGACUUGGAGACUGUAUGUAAAUAGGCUGACCUGUUUUUUAGCUCCUAGUGUCGUUUAUUUUUUCCUGAAAGAAUGCUGACAGAUAGAAGAAGAAGAAAGCAACACCCUCCCAGCGAGAGGGGGACAGGCAGCCUGUCUGUCUGCCUGUCGGGUUGAGUUUCGAUGCUUUCAGAGGCUUUCUUCUUUUUCUUGGACGCCCGCUGUGACCCCGACCUCUGAAAACAUUCCAGAAGCAUCUAGAGAGCAUCAUGAGAGAUGAGGCGGAGGAGAUCUCCGUCUGGUUUUACUCGCAUCAAGGUUUCAUUUUGAUCGCCUGCAUGAGAUACCUGGGUGUACAAGGUGGAGGAAACGCCUGCGAGACGAAGCUGUGGGCGUCACAUGACACAGUUACUGUCCCCUGACCCUUCCUAGAUACGAGCUGCAGAGCACAGAUCCACUACAUGCUUCCUCCAGUUUGAAGCCAUGGUCACCAGUACUCCAUGGUUCUGGUGACUAAAGGUUCUGGUUUGGUGAAUUCAGAGCGUUUGACAGAAGUCCUGGACUGACGUUAUAACUCAGCGAUGGCUUUCUGGUUUCCCACGUUACCCAAACGCCUCUCCUGACGUUGAGCAGAAGCAUCAUCUCUAAAACCCAGGAGAGAAAAUGCACUUCAGAUGUUUCCAGCGUGGCUGUCAUCUUCAGCAGAUGGAAGGCGGUGUGAGCGACGGAGGCCUCGAAUGCAUCAUUGGAUAUGUGAAGCGAGAAUGAGGCGUUCAAUGUUAACCCUGUUUAAACUGCAGAGAGAAAUGUUGUUAGUGUGAAGAACAUCCACGUUUUCUGAGCGGCCCUGAUUCCAGAGGUGCAUGAAUGCACCACCAUCAGGAUCUUCUCUCUGCAAAGACUUCCUGUACAGAAAGGAAACCCUGUGAGGUUCAGAGGGAUCGCAUCAUCGUUUCUCAAAUCUUGUGAAACCCCUUAGCUCCUGCAUCAUCGGGGGGGGGGGCACCGGCUCUGUCGGCAGGACAAAGUUCCUGUUCUUAUUUUAACACUACAUUUCCUUCAGCUGGUUCAGGGUCUGAGUUCUCUAUAUGAAAUGUCUUUGUACCGCUGGCCCCCCCCCCCCCCCCCCCCCCCCCCCCCCAUCCUCUGUCAGACUGAACCAAAUGUAUGAGUCCUGGUCAGACGUCAGUUGUACGUCUUUUAAAGUUUAUUAUUUUAGCUGAUUUAAACUAAAUUAGAAAAAGAAAUGAAAGGUUUCUCAUUGUACAAAAUAAACCCAUCGUUGUCUUUUACAAACUGAGAGAAAAACAGCUGUUUAUUUUUUUAUUCUCCGUUAUUUUUAUGAUUAUUUACUCUUUAAAAUGUCCAAAAUAAAGAGGCUCUCCCGGGACGAGACAGGCACCACUUUCUUCUCCUUCGGAUUUUAUUCAACAAUCUAAAAAUCAAUGUUUUUAUAAACCUUUAUUUUGUGUUUCUGUGAAAAAGCUUCCUACGUUAGGGACCCCCCCUCUUUUACCACAGAUUCUCCCCUCAACAGUUUGAACAUCUGGAAACAUUGGAAAUCACUUUAACAGAAAAUCAUUCCAAACUCAAUUCUGAAGUUUCCCUCAACGUUUGUAACUUUAAAAUUUAGUAGAAAUUCUGUAAAGUCUAAAAGGUUUGAAAUGUGUCAGAGAUAUAGAGCGUUAACGAAAGGUCUGAUGGACCCUCCUCUCGUUAACGCAGGACCAUCCUCCGCUCUGAUUGGUCAGCUCUUUAUCAUGUGACCUGAAACUUCAGAGGAACAUUUUCCUCUUGAAACGGAUUUCAAUUAUUACAAUAGGAUUUGAACGCACCACAGUCAGACGGGAUUUGUUUGGGGGGGGGUGCUGUUUUCUCAGAUGGAAUCAUGUGUUCUGCUGGCCUGUCUGGAGCUCUAGUUUGGUGCAGCCCUCCUCUCUGAUUGGUCAAGUGUGAAAGCUUCCGAUUGGUGCUGGUUUGUUGAAUCCAGGGUAAAUAUCUUUUCAGAAAUGUGUAAUCAGAUAAAUGAUUUCCUCUUCUCUUUCAACUCUGUCCUCCGUCAGCCGACGCUCAGAUUCCUGUGUCUCUGGACAUUGAACACAUCACUCGGAGGACCUGGGAUCCCAUAAUAAACAGCAUUAAUGUAAUCCCAUCAUCAGCCCUUCAUCAUGGGGGGUGUAUCUGUCUCUGAACUCGGGGAGGGGGAGGAUUGCCACAGUAACCCUCCUCAGUUUUUAGUUAUGCUAAUAGUUCAUUUUUGUAUUUUAAUAAGAGGAAGUGAUUUUCUGUAUCUGCAUGCACUCCGUGUGUUGGAGCACUGUCUGUAGCUGUAGAGCGGGGGCCACAAAUCCCUGUACUCACACCUCUCUUUCUGAGCUCCUUUGUUUUCAUAAAUAAACUCAUAAACUGAC
Molecule: messenger RNA, 5047 nt
Organism: Eleginops maclovinus (Patagonian blennie)
Lineage: Eukaryota; Metazoa; Chordata; Actinopteri; Perciformes; Eleginopidae
Product: bromodomain-containing protein 3-like
Exons: 12
Coding region: 471-2501 (676 amino acids)
Biological process (GO): chromatin remodeling; regulation of DNA-templated transcription
Cellular component (GO): nucleus; chromatin
Source: RefSeq, a predicted model, not a curated record